ACAUGAGAAAAUUUCUAGACAUUUUUAAUUUAGAUUUUGUUUAGAUGAGCUAUUUUAUGAUAUUGGACCGUUUUCUUUUUCCUUUUUAAGAAAAUCUUGUUAUUGCAUAUAAAUAACUUACCUCUCAUAGCUCAAAGUUUGUUCAUUUCCUGUUAUAUGCGAUGCCUAAAAAUAAACCAUUAUCCCUACAUGUUCAUCUCAGCCGCCAAUGCACAACGGAAAAAACUGCUGAGACAUCAAAUUCCACCUCAUGCAGGGCGCCUUCGCCUUCCUUUUUCCAAACAGAAUUAACGAAAGACACACAGGCAAGAAUCUGUCUUCCCUUGAUAAGAAAGCAAGUGAAUUCUCUGCAUUGUCCAUGCAAUCUUUUUCCUUUUCAAGUUUUGCAGAAAUGGGUUGUCGAGAAUCUAAACAUGCUGUUGCCACAGGAAACACCGUAACUCUCAAGAAAUCUGACGCCGGAAGCAGCAGGAAAAUCAAAGACAUAAAAACUGUCAACGAAACUACCCAGAAAGAAGAAAGCCAAAAUGUGAACAAAUGCUCAGGAGAUGUCGCUGAAGUGAAGGACAUAACUGAUGAAGAUAAAGAGUUGAAGGAAGAAGAUGGUUUUGGUUUUGAAGGCCAAGAACCAGGGAGAUUGAUUUCAAAGGAGUCGCCAAAUCGAUUCUUUUCAUCAAGGAAACAUUUCUCUCCAAGCCUUGUCCCCGAAAAGGAGAGCUUGUUCAGUGAUAUUAUUGAAUCUAAUAACGAGGAAACACAAAAUGGAGAGAAUGCAAUUGCAAAAGAAGAGAAGAAACAGAACACAGACGAGGAGAAGUUGGCAGUUUUAUCAAACAAGGAUCUGAAGAAAACCUGAAGGAAAUGUUAGAAUGAUAAGCUUGUCAUGCAUGUCCUUGUACAUCGUUCGUAUGGGCUCAGAAAUAAAGAAACAAUAUUUAUUUUAGCUUUUUCUUGUCUUUUCAUUAUAUGAUUUACAGCGUAAUCACGUUUACUCCAAAGGUCUAUAUAUUUCAUGUAAAUUUCCAAUUCCAGCUACAGUCCAUACCUUUACCUUCUACAGUUUCCGGUCGAUCUCUGCCACUUCCAUCAGUUCUUGAAAUUUCCUCCAAGGUUAUUUGAAAUCUGAAAAUGGGGAUUAUAGUGUGAGCGAUACAAAAAUGAAAUCUACAACUCGGUUCGACUGAAAAGUGUUAUGGGAUUAUUUAAAAGCAGUAAUAGACCUAACAGAUUAAAAAGAACACACUAUGCUUAUUGAAUUUUGAAUUCAUAGAUUUUGAUUUAAAAUUUAGAUUUCAAAUAUGGAAG
This is a messenger RNA of Manihot esculenta (cassava), 1305 nucleotides long. RefSeq lists its product as uncharacterized. The transcript has 3 exons. The record is from RefSeq and is a predicted model, not a curated record. The coding region runs from base 251 to 856 and encodes 201 amino acids. Lineage: Eukaryota; Viridiplantae; Streptophyta; Magnoliopsida; Malpighiales; Euphorbiaceae.